GAGAAAAGUGGGAAAGGCAAACGCGGCCAAGCGCCAACUUCAAGAACGGUAUUCGCAGCCUGAUUACAAAACGAAUAAUGAACAACGCAGAACAAAACUUCCGGGAGUCUCUCCGCUCCUUCAAUGCCUCUGGCGGUGGCCGUGCCGCAGCGCCGCCAGGUGGCGGGUUCUCUUUCUCGUCGGCAUUUGGCGGGUCGGCCGGGGCGCGGCCAGUUGCGACUGCAACCGACCCGGCAGGAGAGUCACUUCUCGGAGGCUUCCGAACCCGGACGCAAAGUGCCUGGACGAACUUAGGAUGGGGAGGAGGGCCGCAAGAAAUGGAGCUGUUUGGGCUGACAAGAUGGCAGCGUCUCGUGGGAUGCGUCGUCUGUCUGGGCCUAGCCGUGUUUUGUUUCUUCAUCGCCUUCUUCCUCGGUCUACCGGUUUUGCCAUUAAGUCCUCACAAGUUCGCCUCGCUCUUCACCCUCGGCAGCAUCUUGGCUGUAUCUGCCCUCGCGCUUCUGCAAGGACCUAGAUCGUUCUUCUCACAUAUCAUCACGAAAGAGCGGCUACCGUUUACGGCUGUCUACUUCGUAUCAAUGGCGUUGACGCUCUACUUCUCCAUCGGGCGGCAUUCAUACGUCCUGACCAUUAUAUCCAGCGUUGCACAACUCAUCGCCCUCCUAUGGUAUUUCGGGUCCUACCUACCAGGCGGCGCAGCAGGCCUGGGCUUCAUCACGAGAUAUUUUGCGCGGAAUAGUGUCGGUUUGCCGGUUUGAUGAGGAUGGAUGGAACUGCAUGGGUGGAGGGCGAAGGCAUGCCGCUGCCACCAUUUUUGGAUUGAAAUAGGGCGAUGGU
Molecule: messenger RNA, 837 nt
Organism: Fimicolochytrium jonesii
Lineage: Eukaryota; Fungi; Chytridiomycota; Chytridiomycetes; Spizellomycetales; Powellomycetaceae
Product: Got1/Sft2-like family-domain-containing protein
Exons: 7
Coding region: 78-758 (226 amino acids)
Biological process (GO): vesicle-mediated transport
Cellular component (GO): membrane
Source: RefSeq, a predicted model, not a curated record